Molecule: messenger RNA, 8911 nt
Organism: Hippocampus comes (tiger tail seahorse)
Lineage: Eukaryota; Metazoa; Chordata; Actinopteri; Syngnathiformes; Syngnathidae
Product: plasma membrane calcium-transporting ATPase 1-like
Exons: 22
Coding region: 420-4082 (1220 amino acids)
Biological process (GO): calcium ion transmembrane transport; regulation of cytosolic calcium ion concentration
Cellular component (GO): intracellular membrane-bounded organelle; plasma membrane
Molecular function (GO): ATP binding; ATP hydrolysis activity; P-type calcium transporter activity
Source: RefSeq, a predicted model, not a curated record
CUGCGGCGCUGCAGUGGUGUGUCACGGUUGUCUUUUUUUUUGUCUCUCUCGUUGCUUUCGAACGAGGGGGACUAUAUCGAUUUUUGCCCCCCCCCCCCUGCUUUGGUCCUAAGAAUUCCACUCCCGGCCUGUCAAUCAUUUUUCUCCCACCGCUGCGGUCCAGUCAAGUUGCCGGACAUGGACGAAGCCCAGUGAGGGAGCUCCACACGCCGACGUGAUUCGGACACGGAUCCCCGCCGAAGCGACAACAGCCGAACAUGUUUAUCCCCGUUUCCAUGGUAACCCAGAGGAGCAUGCCUGUCCCAGUGAGGAGUUAAGCUGCGAAACUACAGUGCCCUUAAAUACCCAUCCAUUGACACGCCCCCCUCUUGGGACUUUUUUUUUGGACAUUGGAGAGACGCUAACGGAGGAUUACCGACAUGGCCAACAACACAGCGGAUCACCCUCCGGGGAACUCGGUUGCCGAUGGCAACCACGAUGGCGACUUCGGCGUGACGGUGAGCGACCUGCGAGGACUCAUGGAACUACGCAGCGGUGAGGCCGUCAACAAGAUACGAGACGACUACGGCGACGUGCAGGGCAUCUGCAGACGCCUCAAAACAUCCCCCAUCGAAGGUCUCUCCGGGAACCCCGUUGACCUGGAGAAGCGACACGCGGCAUUCGGGAAGAACUUCAUCCCUCCCAAGAAGGCCAAAACCUUCCUGCAGCUGGUGUGGGAAGCCCUGCAAGACGUCACGCUCAUCAUCCUGGAGAUUGCCGCCAUCAUCUCGCUGGGCUUGUCCUUCUAUCACCUGGAAGGCGGAGACAGCGAAGCUUGCGGCCAGGCAUCGGGCGGCGUGGAGGACGAGGGUGAGGCGCAGGCGGGCUGGAUCGAGGGCGCGGCCAUCUUGUUCUCGGUCAUCAUCGUGGUGCUGGUGACGGCCUUCAACGAUUGGUCCAAAGAGAAGCAAUUCCGAGGCCUCCAGAGUCGCAUCGAGCAGGAGCAGAAGUUCACCGUCAUCCGCAAGGGACAAGUCAUACAGAUCCCCGUGGCCGAGAUGGUGGUGGGGGACAUCGCUCAGAUCAAAUACGGCGAUCUCCUGCCAGCUGACGGCAUUUUGAUCCAAGGCAACGAUCUGAAGAUUGACGAGAGCUCCCUCACCGGAGAGUCUGAUCACGUUCGCAAGUCUCUGGAGAAAGAUCCGAUGCUGCUGUCGGGGACACACGUGAUGGAGGGCUCGGGCCGGAUGGUGGUGUCGGCCGUGGGUCUGAACUCUCAGACGGGAAUCAUCUUCACGCUGCUCGGUGCCAGCGAGAACGACGAGGAGAAGAAGGCCAAGAAAAGUAAAAAACAAGGACCCCCCGAAAAUCGCAACAAAGCCAAAACCCAGGAUGGCAUCGCGUUGGAGAUCCAGCCGCUUAAGAGCGAGGAGGCGGCCGAGUCGGAGGAGAAGGAGGAGGCCAAGCCGGUCAAGAAGGUAAUCGUGCCCAAGAAGGAGAAGUCGGUGCUGCAGGGGAAGCUGACCAGACUGGCUGUGCAAAUCGGGAAGGCCGGCCUGAUCAUGUCGGCGGUGACGGUAAUCAUCCUGAUCUUGUACUUCGUCAUCGACACAUUCGGCAUCCAGGGCCGCUCGUGGACGUCUGAGUGCACGCCCAUCUACAUCCAGUACUUUGUCAAGUUCUUCAUCAUCGGCGUCACCGUCCUGGUGGUGGCCGUCCCUGAGGGCCUGCCCCUGGCCGUCACCAUUGCGCUCGCCUACUCUGUCAAGAAAAUGAUGAAGGACAACAACCUGGUGCGCCACUUGGACGCGUGCGAGACGAUGGGCAACGCCACGGCCAUCUGCUCAGACAAAACGGGCACCCUGACCAUGAACCGCAUGACCGUGGUGCAGGCCUACGUGGGAGACACUCAUCACAAGACCGUUCCCGAACCCGCCGCCAUCAAGCCCGACACCCUGGAGGUCCUGGUCAACAGCAUCUCCAUCAACUCGGCCUACACGACCAAGAUCCUGCCUCCAGAGAAGGAGGGCGGCCUCCCUCGCCAUGUGGGCAACAAGACUGAGUGCGCCCUCCUGGGUCUGGUUCUGGAUCUGAAGCGGGACUACCAGCCCAUCAGAGACGAAGUCCCAGAGGAGAAGAUGUACAAAGUGUACACCUUCAACUCCUCGCGCAAAUCCAUGAGCACCGUCAUCAGGAACGCCAGCGGAGGAUUCCGCAUGUACAGCAAAGGGGCGUCCGAGAUCAUCCUCAGGAAGUGCUCACGUAUCCUGGGCUCGGACGGUCACCUGCGCGUGUUCAAGCCCAAAGAUCGCGACGAGAUGGUGCGCAAGGUGAUCGAGCCGAUGGCCUGCGACGGCCUGCGCACCAUCUGCUUGGCCUUUCGCGACUUCCCGGCCGAGGGCGGCGAGCCCAACUGGGACGCGGAGAACGAAAUCGUCAACGACCUCACCUGCAUCGCCGUGGUCGGCAUCGAGGACCCCGUCAGGCCUGAGGUCCCUGAAGCCAUCGCAAAGUGCCAGCGUGCGGGUAUCACGGUUCGCAUGGUGACGGGCGACAACAUCAACACGGCGCGGGCCAUCGCCACCAAGUGUGGAAUCCUGCUGCCCAACGAGGACUUCCUGUGUCUGGAGGGCAAAGAGUUCAACCAGCAGAUCCGGAACGACAAGGGCGAGGUCGAACAAGAGCGUCUGGACAAAGUUUGGCCCAAAUUGCGAGUUCUUGCCCGUUCGUCGCCAACCGACAAACACACACUGGUCAAAGGUAUCAUUGACAGCACGGUGGGCGAGACCCGGCAGGUGGUGGCGGUGACGGGAGAUGGAACCAACGACGGGCCCGCGCUCAAGAAAGCAGACGUCGGAUUCGCCAUGGGCAUCGCCGGUACGGACGUGGCCAAGGAGGCGUCGGACAUCAUCUUGACGGACGACAACUUCACCAGCAUCGUGAAGGCGGUCAUGUGGGGAAGGAACGUCUACGACAGCAUUUCCAAGUUUCUGCAGUUCCAGCUCACCGUCAACGUGGUCGCCGUCAUCGUGGCCUUCACCGGCGCCUGCAUUACACAGGAUUCACCGCUAAAGGCGGUGCAGAUGCUGUGGGUGAACCUGAUCAUGGACACGUUGGCGUCGUUGGCCUUGGCCACCGAGCCGCCCACCGAGUCGCUGCUCCUGCGCAGGCCCUACGGACGUGACAAGCCGCUUAUCUCACGCACCAUGAUGAAGAACAUCCUGGGGCACGCCGUCUACCAACUUGUCAUCAUCUUCACCCUGCUCUUCGCCGGCGAGAAACUGUUCGACAUGGACAGCGGUCGCAACGCUCCGCUGCACUCUCCUCCGUCCGAGCACUACACCAUCGUCUUCAACGUCUUCGUCAUGAUGCAGCUCUUCAACGAGAUCAACGCUCGCAAGAUCCACGGCGAGCGCAAUGUCUUUGAGGGCGUCUACCGCAACCCCAUCUUCUGCAGUGUCGUUCUCGGAACCUUCGCCCUGCAGAUCGUCAUCGUCCAAUUUGGCGGCAAGCCCUUCUCAUGCACAGCGCUGACCAUCGACCAAUGGCUGUGGUGCGUCUUCAUCGGCGUGGGCGAGCUACUGUGGGGGCAGCUGAUCUCGUCGGUGCCCACGCACCGCCUGAAGUUCCUGAAAGAGGCGGGUCACGGCACCAAAAAGGAGGAGAUCCACGAGGAGGAGAUGACGGCCGACGCCGAUGAGAUCGACCACGCCGAGAUGGAGCUCAGGCGGGGACAGAUCCUCUGGUUCCGCGGCCUCAACCGCAUUCAGACGCAGAUGGACGUGGUGUACACCUUCCAGACGGGCCAGGCGGCGGUGCCCGGUGCCCUGCGCCGGCAGCCCUCGGUGGUCAGCCAGCACAAUGACGGCAUUAAGGUGGUGAACGCGUUCCGGAGCUCGUUGUACGAAGGUCUUGAGAGUCCGGCGUCGCGUAGCUCCAUUCACAGCUUCAUGGCCCAUCCAGAGUUUGUCCCGCUCUCCGAGGAGGAAGCUCGCAUCCCGCCCAUUGAGGAGUCAGGAGACGAGAUUCAAACCCACCCGGGAACCUCCUCGUCCUCGUCCUCCUCUGUUAUGCCGGGAGAUGCCGCCUCGUCAACCGCUUAAGCUUCCUCCUACUCCUCUUUCCUCGUCAUCGUCACCAUUGUCUCACUCUGACACCAUCGUCUUUUUUUUUUCCCCUUUCUCACUUAGUGGCACAAUUCCCGCCACACACGUCACCGUUGUUUUAUUUUAGCAGCGGAAAUAUGUCAUGAACAGCUUUUGUGGUUUGUUAGCAGCAUGUGGCUAACCACAAAAAAAAAAACAAUGUUAGCAUGUGGCUAACAAUAUCAAGUCAAACACUCAUUCCUGACCUUUUUUUUUUUUUUUUUUUUCCUGUGAAUAUUCCAGUCAGACGUUUUUCACUGUUAACGGUUUUUAGCAUGUGGCUAAAACCAAGUUGUGAGCAUCAGGCUAACAAGUCAAAACCUCAUUGCUGACAUUCUUUAGCAGCAAAAAUCCUCCAUCAGUUGUUUUUAUCGUAAGUGGGGUUCUCAGCUUGCGGCUAACAACAAGUCAAGAAAAUUCCUUGUCAAUUCUGUGACACAUAUGGAAGAAUUCUUCGUAGUUUAUUGUUAGCGAAAAAUAAGUCAAAAACUAAUUCCUGACAUUUUUUUCAGCAGCAAAAAUUCCUCAUCAGCAGUUUUUCGAUGUUAUGGGGCUGUUAGCUCGUGGCUAAAAACAAAAGGUUGUUAGCAUGUGCCUAAAAAAAUUAAGUAAAGAAAUUUCCUCAACAUUCCGCAAACACGUUUGGAAGAAUUCCUCGCCAUGGGUUGUUAGCUAAGUCAAAAACUCAUGGCGCAACACACGAGCGGCAAAAUUCCCACCAUUUUUGUAACUGUUAAAAUUACUUGUUAGCUGUGUUUUAGCAUUAGCAGGUCGUUAGCAUGUGGAUUAAAACAACAAUAGCAAAAAGUCAAAACACUAAUCCCACCACUCAGAGUUCUCGCCAACCUUUUUUAGCAAUGAAAACUCCUUGUGAGCUGCUUUAGCGGGUUGUCAGCAGCAUGUCGGUAUAACAACAAAAACAAUGAAAAAAACCAGCACUGUACUUGACCAUCAAAAAAAACACAAAAAAAAAAACAAGUGCAGUGAUCGUGUACAUAUGCUUCCGCUAAAGGCUAACGGAGAUUAUUGAUUUUUUUUUUUCAGGCAUUUAGAUUUUUGUUCUUCUCUGUUCACUCUAUAACGAAUGUUCUUUGUUGUGAGUGUCACACUACUGCAGUCUUCAAAGAAAACAGUUUUCCUUGUUAGCGUCUCUUUUUCUUUUUCUGUUUGCAUGUUGAAAGACAGAAUGUUUACACUGAAAAUGAUGGUGGACGAUCAAAUAGGAAAAUGGCAGCAGGGAUGGGUGAGGGCCGCUGGGGUUAUUAGUGGGCGGGAGGGGGGGGGGAGGGGGGGGGAAGGGGCGUGCAUGAUGUGUUUUAUCAGUGUUGCAUUGCAUGCUAACUCGGUAAUGAAUGUUUGGGAAUUCUGGUUCAGUGCUCGCCGACUUGUCCACUUUCUGUCUGCAGGAAGUAGCUGUUGACAUGAGCUAGCGUGCUAGCAUGGCUGUUAGCGGCUGUAAUGUAAUCAUCAAUGGGCUAGUUGCUACCGAUCAAACUCAUUUCAGCACGCUACCAUGCUUGUUUAAAAUCAAAUAUAUUAGCAUGCUAGCUAAACGUUUUAUUGUCAUCAAGCGUGUUAGCAUAAUAAUUUUAAAUUGAGUAAUAAAGUCAAACAGGUUAGCAUGCUAGUUAAGUCAACAACCAUGUUAGUGACACUGAGCUGUUUUGAAUUCAAAACACAACAGCAUGCUAGUUUUAGGGCACUGAACACACUAGGUUAAAGCCAGACAUUUUAGCAUGCUAGUUUAGAGUCAUCAAAACAUGUCAGCGCGUUAGUUUAAGUCAAACACAUUCGUGACAUUGGGCGAGUUUCUUGUCAAACAUAUUGCCUUGCUAGUUUAAAAGUCAACACGGUAGCAACAUUACACUAGUUUAAAGUCACACAUCUAAGCAUGCGAGUUUAAAAUCAAUUAAGUUAGCAACAUCUCGUUAGAUUAAGUCAUGAGACAAGUAAGCUUGCCCUUUUCACUCGUCAGAUAAUUUAGCAAUUGCGCUUGUUUUAAAUCAAGGUUUCAGCAUCUUUGUUUUAGUCUGACAUCUUAGCUCACUGGUUAUAUAUAUUUUUUUCCACUGGUCAUUUUAGUGUUGUAGUUAAGAUCCAACUCGUGAGAAUCGUCACACUUUGAAACAUUUUUGCAUGGUAGUUUAAGGUUAUCAUUAAAGUCAAACCUGAUAGUACCAUUAGCUAGUUGAAAGCAUCAAACUUUUUCGCAUGCUAGUUUUAUGUGUAACAUUCUUGACAUUGUGCUACUUUUUUUUUGGUUUAAACGUGAACAUAUUAGCCUACUAGUUUAACCUGACCAAUAUCGCGCUGGUUCGAAGUUAAACACAUUAGUCACAUCACGUUGGUUGAAAGCCAUCAAACAUGUUAGCACGCUAAUUUAACGUCAGAUGUGUUGGUGACCUGAUGCUGUUUCAGUCAAACGUUGAGCGGCAUUGUGCUCCUUCAAAGUUGAACACGUUAGCCUGCUAGUUUGAAGUCACAUUUGCGACAACAUGCUAGUUCACAGUCGAACACGUUAGACACAUCUCGCUAUUUGAAAGCCAUCAAGCGCGCUAGUCAGUGAAAAUCAAAGCUUCCUGCCAGCUGACAGCAAGUUGGCGUUUCUGUGAACACGGUCAGCCAUCAUUGUAUGUUAAAAGACAAACUGUUUUGUGUCGUCUUUAUCCCCUCCCUGGUCUUUCAAACUCAGUGGACAUAAACUCAAGUUGGCCGUGGAGAGAAGGAAUCCUGCCAUGUUUGUGUCUGAGGCGACUACCCCUUUGUUUUUCUCUAUGUAAUACAGAGCCAUAGUCACUAGAGCCUGGUGUUUUUUGGAGAGGGGGUUUGGGUGGGGGGGGACUUUCAGCCCGAAAAAAAAAAAAAAAACAACCUCGGCCGUCACUGCCGCCAGAAUCUCCAAGGAGCUGUAUGAUGUUUACAUGAAGAGAUUCCCGCUCAUUUUGCCCCCACUUCCUGCUUGACGGCAAUGCGGGGAGUCUCUCUCUUUGCAUGCGUUUCAUAUCAAAAUGUGUUGCUCAUUUUUUUAUGACUUUUGUGUAUUUUUAUAUUCACAACUUUUUAAUAUUUUGGAGGAUAUGUACGUCAUCAGUGACUCUCCAUCCAUGACGUCUGUGUUUGUUUGCCCCGCCCUCUCACGUUCUCUUUGAUGUUGCUGCCACGCGUGUGUUGCCACGGUUACAACACUCACAUACCCACGUAAGUGACUUGUUUACUUCCUGCUCGGUCGGAAUGCCGAAGUUCCGAUUGGCCGCUGUCCUGCCUCAGGAGCCGACCAGAAGUCCCUUUUUCCUAUUGAUGCCAAACCGCAUUGCCGGGCACCAAGCGUGUUCUAAACAUCACCUUGACGACAGCAUCUCGUGGAUCUCCGCACAACGCGAUGGCGACAGCAUCUCUCCAAUAUACAAACUUUGUGCCACGGUGACAAGUGUGUCUUAAACAGCAUCACCAUGGCAACAAGAACAUCUUGACAGUGUCACAAGGGCAACAUGAGCAUCACCAUGUCGAUGGUGUCAUUGGGAUCUCCGAGAGCAUCGCCAUGGCAAUGGAAGCAUCUUAACCAGCACCGCAAUGUUGAACAUAAGAAUCUUCAAGCAGUUCCUUGGUGACGGCAACUUCCAAACAUCUCCAUGGCAACGGAAGCGUUUUACAGCCUCCUAAAACAUCACCAUGGCGACACCAUCUUGAUGAGCUUGAAACGGUCUCUCCACGGCAACCGAAGGAUCUUGCCAACCUCCCAACAUCACCAUGUCGACAGCAUUUCGAGGAACACCAAAUAGCCUUGCCACAGCAACAGAAACAUCUUGCCAACUUCCAAACAUUGCCAGCGACUUGAGAAACGCCAAACUGUGUCGCCAACGCAACAGGAGGAGCAUCUCACCAAACGGGAUCUCUGUGGCAAUGAGCAUCUUCAAAAAUCUAGCUGAUCUCCAAACAAUUUGCCAUGGCGACUGCAUCUUUCCAAACUCUCGACUCAUGUCAAAGGGGUCGGACCCUGCGGCGGGACAACUUCUUGGCGGCCAUUUUACAUGGACGACGAAUCCAGUGUGUGUGUGUUUUUUUCUGACCUGAUCAUCAGUCCUCCCUGCAGGAGGUACUAUGUAAAUACCACAUCAAAAUCGUGAUCAUCAUGACCUGGCAUAGCUUUAAAAAAAAAAAAAAAAAAUCCUGCCAAAGUACUGAUACCCACCUUUUUUUUUUCCCUUCUUCCCCCACCGCCCGCCAUACCAAACAAGGGCCCCCAUCGUGUUGGACUUGCUUGCCUCUUUAAAAAAAAAAAAAAUCUGAAUGUGACUGGAAAAUUCCAUGAACAUGAUUGAUUUAUCCGCAUCCAGCACAGAAAAGAAACCUGCCUUUUCUCUGGAAAAAAAAUAACUUUUCUAUGUCACAUCCAUAUAUUUAUAUCUAGUAUGUGUGUCUAUACAUAUAUAUAUAGAUAUAUAUAUACAUAUAUAUAUUAGAUGUAAAUAUAUAGAUACAUUCUCAGUCGAUGGCAAAAAAGACUUGUUUUCCGUGCUAAUGAUGCUACUGAUGAUGAUCUAAUUAGGUGCGUGAUGGUAGGUGUUAUUUUAUUAUGAUUUUUUUUUUUAUAAACAGCAUAAUCAUCUGUGUGGCAUGCAUGACGUAUAAUAUUACCUACCCAUAAUUUUUCCGUGUUUCUAAAAAGCAAUAUGUCCGACCUGGUGCGAUUGGCUGCGUCGUGUUCCAUGUCACCUUGAGCCACUACUUGAUCCCGCCACCACACACAAAACACACACACACACACACACACACACACACGGAAAAAA